CUGGGCGCGGUGUAGAGGGGGGUUGGCAGGCCUGGCCUGAGGAGAUUCAGCCGUCGACAUGCCUGGGAUAGACAAACUGCCCAUCGAGGAGACGCUGGAGGAUAGUCCCCAGACACGUUCAUUGUUGGGUGUAUUUGAAGAAGAUGCUGCAGCUAUUUCCAGAUACAUUAGCCAGUUGUAUCAAGCCAUGCACCGAAUUUAUGACGCACAGAAUGAAUUAAGUGCAGCAACGCAUUUGACUUCGAAGCUUCUGAAAGAAUACGAGAAGCAGCGGUUCCCUUUGGGAGGUGAUGAUGAAGUUAUGAAUUCCACUCUGCAGCAGUUUGCAAAAGUGAUAGAUGAGCUCAGUUCUUGUCAUGCAGUACUAUCAACUCAAUUAGCCGAUGCCAUGAUGUUUCCCAUUACCCAGUUCAAGGAAAGAGAUCUAAAAGAGAUACUGACUUUAAAAGAAGUUUUCCAGAUCUCCAGCAAUGAUCAUGAUGCUGCCAUCACCAGAUAUAGUCGACUGUCAAAAAAAAGAGAAAAUGAGAAGGUCAAGUAUGAAGUUACAGAAGAUGUAUAUACUUCACGGAAGAAACAACAUCAGACAAUGAUGCAUUAUUUCUGUGCAUUAAAUACUCUGCAAUAUAAAAAGAAAAUUGCUAUGUUAGAACCCUUAUUAGGAUACAUGCAAGCUCAGAUAAGCUUCUUUAAGAUGGGCUCAGAAAAUCUUUCUGAUCAGCUGGAAGAAUUUUUAACAAAUAUUGGGACAAGUGUUCAGGAUGUUCGCAGGGAAAUGGAUCGUGAAGUAGAAACUAUGCAGCAGACUAUAGAAGACUUGGAGAUAGCCAGUGACCCACUGUAUUUGCCUGAUCCUGAUACUACGAAAUUUCCUUCCCAAAGGAACCUUACUCGGAAAGCUGGAUAUCUUAAUGCAAGAAAUAAAACAGGGCUGGUGUCUUCCAGUUGGGACAGACAGUUUUACUUCACGCAGGGUGGAAACCUCAUGAGCCAGGCAAGAGGCGAUGUAGCUGGAGGACUUGUUAUGGAUAUAGACAACUGUUCUGUAAUGGCUGUGGAUUGUGAAGACAGAAGAUACUGCUUUCAGAUAACAUCUUUUGAUGGCAAAAAGUCUUCAAUUUUGCAGGCAGAGAGCAAAAAAGACUAUGAAGAGUGGAUAUGUACAAUAAACAACAUCUCCAAACAGAUAUACCUAAGUGAAAAUCCAGAGGAAAUUGCUGCACGUGUAAAUCAGUCGGCUCUAGAGGCUGUUACGCCUUCUCCUUCCUUCCAGCAGAGACAUGAGAGCAUGAGGCCAGCCGUACAGUCUCGUGCUCCCACAACUCGUACUAGCAGCACUGGGUCUUUGGGAUCAGAUUCAGCAUCUUUAUCAGCACUUUCCUUGGACUCGCUUGUGGCACCUGACACGCCCAUACAGUUUGACAUCAUUUCUCCAGUAAGCGAGGAUCAGCCUGGUCAAGCAAAAAUCUCAGGGCAAACAGGCAGACGUACAAAUCCUUUUGGAGAAUCUGGAGGAACCAAAUCCGAAACUGAAGAUUCUAUCCUUCAUCAGUUAUUUAUCGUAAGAUUCCUUGGAUCCAUGGAGGUGAAAUCGGAUGAAUCUCCUGAUGUGGUUUAUGAAACAAUGCGCCAAAUACUAGCAGCUCGAGCUAUACACAACAUUUUUAGAAUGACGGAAUCUCAUUUGUUAGUCACGUGCGACUGUUUAAAGUUAAUUGAUCCACAGACGCAAGUUACAAGGCUCAGGUUUCCUUUGCCAAAUGUAGUUCUCUAUGCCACACACCAAGAAAACAAACGCCUUUUUGGAUUUGUGCUUCGGACUUCAGCAGGGAGAGCAGAUAGCAGACCAACUUCAGUUUGCUACAUAUUUGAAUCAAAUAAUGAAGGGGAAAAGAUCUGUGACUCUGUAGGAAUUGCAAAGCAGAUUGCAUUACAUGCUGAAUUGGAUCGUAGAACAUCAGAAAAGCAGAAAGAAAUAGAGAGGGUAAAAGAGAAACAGCAAAAAGAACUAAGUAAACAAAAACAAAUAGAAAAGGAUUUGGAAGAGCAAAGCCGACUAAUAGCUGCUUCUAGUAGGUCCAACCAGAGUGUUGGUGAGGGACAAUUUGUAGUCCUUAGCAGUAGCCAGUCAGAAGACAGUGAUUUGGGAGAAGAUGGAAAAAAGAAACGGGAAUCUGAAGCUUGAGGUGACUUCAGUUCAAGUCUUUGGACCUGUUGACUUAGUCGCAGAAGACAUAAAGGUGGAGGGUUUGCUUUACUAGACGACACCCAUUAAGCUUUGAUUUUUCUUAAACUGCCUGCAUAAUGUAAAUGUGGACUUACUUGCAUGCCAUAAGGAACCAUGGAGAAACUUCAAUGGCUAUCGCAGAAUUGGACCUUAUUUCUUUUCUUUUCUUACCUA
Elgaria multicarinata webbii is the source of this 2401-nucleotide messenger RNA. It is a transcript of the gene APPL1, whose product is annotated as adaptor protein, phosphotyrosine interacting with PH domain and leucine zipper 1. Gene Ontology annotation, biological process: signaling; insulin receptor signaling pathway. Bases 59 to 2185 code for a protein of 708 amino acids. Gene Ontology annotation, molecular function: protein kinase B binding; identical protein binding. Lineage: Eukaryota; Metazoa; Chordata; Lepidosauria; Squamata; Anguidae. The transcript is spliced from 22 exons. Gene Ontology annotation, cellular component: endosome membrane; cytoplasm. The record is from RefSeq and is a predicted model, not a curated record.